GCUAAUUCAAACAUAAAAAACCAAAACAAGUCUGAUCAAUUUCCCGAAUUUCAUCAAUUUUCAUCGAAUUCUCUCAGGAAACGCAAACCAAAAAGCAUUUUUCAUCAUGGCGAAGAUGGCUUUUCAACAUCAGGCUGGCACAGCCAUGGAAUGUUUGAGCAUUCCAAUUACGCUGCAAAAAGAGCAAGAUAUUGACGAGCACGGGCAGCCAAUCCUCAAAUGUGGCUUCAAAAUCGGCGGCGGAAUUGAUCAGGACUUUAAAAAGUCGCCUCAGGGAUACACGGACUACGGAAUUUAUGUCACCGAAGUACACGAAGGCAGUGCCGCAAGUAAAGCUGGCCUCAGAACGCACGAUAAAAUCCUCCAGUGCAACGGAUACGACUUCACGAUGGUUACUCAUAAAAAAGCUGUCAGCUACAUUCGAAGGCAUGCCGUGUUAAAUUUACUCGUUGCGCGAAAAGGCGUUACUUCGACCUAAAAAGCUGGGUUUUUGGUGGUUGAUUAAUGAUAUUCUUACUUAAAUAACUAAAUUUAGAUGAAUUAAAAAAAAGGUUUUUAUAUGAAAAAAAAAAAAUAGAAAGAAAAUCGAUAUUAAGUUAGAGAUUAUUUUUAAGUACCUUAAUGUAUAUACAAAGAGAUGAAACAUUUAUCAAACAAAAAUAACAGAAAAUAAUUCAGGUUUUUUAUUGAUUGCUUUUAUUAUUCCAUUUAUUAUAUUAUAGCAUUUAUGUGUAGUUCUUAGAUGACAAAUAAAAAGUGAUGUUUUU
This is a messenger RNA of Culicoides brevitarsis, 767 nucleotides long. RefSeq names its product tax1-binding protein 3 homolog. The coding region runs from base 107 to 478 and encodes 123 amino acids. NCBI's taxonomy places the organism in Eukaryota, Metazoa, Arthropoda, Insecta, Diptera, Ceratopogonidae. Gene Ontology annotation, biological process: cell-cell adhesion; embryo development; establishment or maintenance of epithelial cell apical/basal polarity. Gene Ontology annotation, molecular function: protein binding. Gene Ontology annotation, cellular component: basolateral plasma membrane; cell junction. The transcript is spliced from 3 exons. The record is from RefSeq and is a predicted model, not a curated record.